This is a messenger RNA of Menidia menidia (Atlantic silverside), 960 nucleotides long. The record is from the annotation of a GenBank genome assembly. Lineage: Eukaryota; Metazoa; Chordata; Actinopteri; Atheriniformes; Atherinopsidae.
AUGGCUAGCGGCCAAGCCGCCGACAUGAGUUUGAUGGACAUCUCAAAGAUCUUCUCCCUGCUGCAGCCCAAGGAGGAGGACGAGGACGGCGAGCAGUGUCAGGCCCUGAACGACGCGGUGAGCGGCGACAACGCCGCCCUGCUCUCGGAGCUGCUCUCUCAGGAGGGUUACAGGCGGUGCAUCAACGCUCACAGUGGCUGGGGGGUCCCCGUGACCCCACUGCGCACCGCCGCCGCCCUCGGCCACCUCAAGUGUGUGGAGGUGCUGUUGGAGCAUGGCGCGGAGAUAGACAGUUUGGACGUGAAGGCCCAGACCCCUCUGUUCACAGCCGUCAGCGGCAAACAUCUGGACUGCGUGGUGGCCCUGCUGAAAGCCGGGGCCGACCCCAACGGCAGCCCCUACAACAACUGCUCCCCGCUGCUGACCGCCGCCCGGGAGGGCGACGUGGACGUGCUCCGGGAGCUGCUGCGCUUCGGGGCGGAGGUGGACGUCCGACCCAAGGUCCCCGAGUGGGCCUCCAACGCCACGGCCUGCAGGGGCCCGCUCUACAUCUCGGCCGUGUACGGGCACCUGGACUGCUUCAGACUGCUCCUGCUCCGCGGCGCCAACCCCGACUACAACUGCACCGACCAGAAGAUGCUGGCCAGGAUCAAGCAGCCGAAGACGGUCCUGGAGGUGUGCCUCCGCUACGGCUGCGGGGUGGAGUACAUUCAGCUGCUCAUAGACUUCGGGGCCGACGUGUUCUUGCCCACGCUCAUCAUCGAUAAAACCACAAAGCAGAACGAAGCUCUGCUCCUGCUGCUGAAGGAGAGAGUUUGCCCCAAAACACUGAUGUCAGAAACUCGGCUGGCCAUUCGACGAUACAUCCCCGUUGCCAUCAAGGAGCCGGCUAUCGACCGUCUGGACAUUCCUCUCAUCCUGAAGAAUUACUUAAAGCACGCCACAUCUGAACUGGGGUGA